AUGGGUUCCAGCAACAAGAAGAAGCGCGAGAAGCAAAAGGACUUCCAGAAACCGAAGUUCAAGGUGGGGAAGGAUAAGCCAAAAGCGUCCAAUUUCACAGAUACAAGUUUCAAGUCAAAAGGUGAGGAGAUUUGCCUUUCAGCAGAACCCCCCAUCAAUCCAGUGGGAACACAUGCGGUUCUCGCCAAGCUGCUUCCACUCAUCUCAGAUAGCUCGACGCCAGUUCGAAGCCAACUUCUCAAGCUUUUCAGAGAGCUACCCGCAGAAGAGGUCAGACACAGUGUGGAGCAAGCCAUCAUGUUUAUCCGGGCGGGCAUGACACACCUCUCGGCGGACAUCAGCAAUGACUCUCUUGGUGUAAUGGAAUGGAUUUUGGAUGUUGCAGAGAACGACUUGAUCGUAUGUCCUGGAGGUUGGGUAAAGACCCUAAACAGUUUCUGUGCCAUGAUGGGGUGGGCAUUGACCACCCCAAAAGCCGGAUGGUCUUCUGGCUCAAGAUCUGGUCUGCGGGCAAAAGAUGCUUCCACAUAUGCCCGACAAAUCGCCAUGCUAUCACGGUUCUUGGAGGCUGGCCUUCGGCCAGAAGCUGAGAUUCCCGAGGACGAGUCAGAGAUAUGGGACAACUUAUAUCGAAUCCCACAAGACUCGAAUGCAUUCGAAUAUCUCAAUCUUUAUGGUACUCGACGAGACGAAGAGGGGGAAAUGUAUCCCAGUCGGGAUGCCAGACAACGAGUAUUUGAGCGAAGGUUUUUGGAGGCAGUGCUGAAGGGUACAGACCAAGCAAAAAAGGAGGGUGGUGCUACUGGUCGAGCGGCGGCUGGCCUCGACAAAGUUCUUCAAGAUGGAAUGGGCGAAUAUGAAAGUUCGACGGCAAUGGAUACCCAGGAUCUCCUGAGCCUCUGGUGA
Molecule: messenger RNA, 906 nt
Organism: Fusarium musae
Lineage: Eukaryota; Fungi; Ascomycota; Sordariomycetes; Hypocreales; Nectriaceae
Exons: 3
Coding region: 1-906 (301 amino acids)
Biological process (GO): rRNA processing
Cellular component (GO): nucleus
Source: RefSeq, a predicted model, not a curated record